This is a messenger RNA of Pseudophryne corroboree (corroboree frog), 1689 nucleotides long. RefSeq lists its product as uncharacterized. The record is from RefSeq and is a predicted model, not a curated record. The annotation marks the transcript as partial. The transcript has 2 exons. Gene Ontology annotation, biological process: DNA integration. Gene Ontology annotation, molecular function: nucleic acid binding. NCBI's taxonomy places the organism in Eukaryota, Metazoa, Chordata, Amphibia, Anura, Myobatrachidae.
CUGGUGGUUCCCAGGAGCUUUCGGGAGCAACUGAUGUCAGUUGCCCAUGAAAUUCCUUUGGCGGGACACCAGGGGAGGGACCGAACACUGAGGCGCCUGACGCAUAACUUUUUUUGGCCCGGAGUGUCGGAUGACGUCCGGACCUACUGUAAGUCCUGUGAUGUGUGCCAACGGCUUGGUCGCCCCAGUGCUCGGGCUCCCCUGAGGUCUUUGCCAAUAGUCGGGGAACCUUUCCAACGAGUGGCCGUGGACAUAGUCGGUCCCCUACCUGUGCCCAGUAGAUCGGGGAAGAGGUACAUCCUCACCGUGGUGGAUUAUGCUACCCGGUAUCCAGAGGCUGUGGCUCUGUCCGCCAUCACUGCGGAAAAGGUAGCGGACGCUCUGCUAGGCAUAUUUAGUAGAGUAGGGUUUCCCAGUGAGGUCCUAACCGAUCAAGGGACGCAGUUCAUGAGUGAUCUGGUCCAGUGUCUCUGGGCGAAGUGCGGAGUGCGCCAACUCCGCACUGCCCCCUAUCAUCCCCAGACUAACGGACUUUGCGAGAGAUUCAAUGGCACUCUGAAGCAGAUGCUACGGGCAUUUGUGACUUCGGAGGGAGGAGACUGGGAGCGAUACCUGCCGCACCUCCUGUUUGCGUAUCGGGAAGUGCCCCAGGAGUCAACCGGAUUCUCACCCUUCGAGUUACUAUAUGGCCGCAGAGUCCAUGGACCUCUUGACCUGUUCCGGGAGUCUUGGGAGGGGGAGCUGAUCCACCAGGAUGAGUCCGUGGUGGAGUAUGUGUUGAAGCUCAGAGAUCGGUUAGAGAAUCUCAUGGGACUAGCGCAAGCGAAUCUUGCGGAAGCACAGUUCGCCCAGGCCUACUUGGAUGACAUUGCUGUCUUCAGCCGAACCUGGGAAGAGCACCUGGGCCAUGUGGGGUUGGUGUUAGAGAGGAUUCGGUGGGCAGGUCUGACCAUCAGGGCAGACAAGUGCCAAAUGGGGAUGACAGAGGUACAGUACCUGGGGCACCGUGUGGGGGGAGGUAAGGUGAAGCCUGAACCAGCGAAGGUGGAGGCGAUCCGCGACUGGCCCCGGCCCACAACCCAGAGACAGGUCCUGGCUUUCUUAGGGAUCGCAGGAUACUACAGACGUUUUGUUCCUGACUUUAGUUCUGUGGCCAAACCCAUGACUGAUCUGACUAAGAAGAAACUCCCCAAGAUAGUUGACUGGACGACCGCAUGUGAGUUGGCAUUCCAGUCGUUGAAAACUGCUCUAGUACAAGCCCCAGUACUGAUGGCGCCGGACUAUAGUAAAAACUUUGUUGUACAAACUGAUGCGUCACAGUACGGACUCGGGGCAGUACUGAGCCAGGAGGGGCCGGAUGGACAGGAGCACCCUGUGGCCUAUUUGAGCAGAAAGCUGCUACCGCGGGAGGUGGGGUAUGCCACAAUUGAAAAGGAGUGUUUGGCUAUUGUUUGGGCUGUGAAGAAGCUUCAGCCCUAUUUGUAUGGCCGCCAUUUUACGGUGGUAACGGACCACAAUCCAUUACGGUGGCUCCAACACACCACGGGGGAAAACGGCAGACUGUUGCGGUGGAGCCUUGCUCUUCAGGUUUAUGACUUCCAUAUUAUCCACAAGCAAGGCAAGGCUCAUAGCAACGCAGACGGACUGUCACGGCAGGAGGAGCCUGAACCCCCAAAGAACUCCCGGUAA